This is a messenger RNA of Mauremys mutica (yellowpond turtle), 3258 nucleotides long. It is a transcript of the gene CUL2, whose product is annotated as cullin 2. The record is from RefSeq and is a predicted model, not a curated record. Gene Ontology annotation, cellular component: Cul2-RING ubiquitin ligase complex; SCF ubiquitin ligase complex. Gene Ontology annotation, molecular function: ubiquitin protein ligase binding. NCBI's taxonomy places the organism in Eukaryota, Metazoa, Chordata, Testudines, Geoemydidae. The coding region runs from base 451 to 2775 and encodes 774 amino acids. Gene Ontology annotation, biological process: SCF-dependent proteasomal ubiquitin-dependent protein catabolic process; protein ubiquitination. The transcript has 25 exons.
UAAACUGUGUGAUGCUGUUCAACCACUAGGUGGUGCUGUGUGAGACAAACCUUAAUUAAGCUAACCGCAGCCACACCUGACAGAGCAUUGAAGUAUCUUGUUAUAGGAACACAUCUGAAAGUCCAUUCAUAAAUGACUACAUCCUUGAAGGGAGGAGCUGGUUUACAGGUUUGAUUCAGCAUGAUGAGAGAAGAGCAGAAGGGAAGUUUAAGAGUUACCAAUCCAUGAGGACCUUCCCUCUUAUCCCAUCACAGAGCUGGGACUGUGGUGCUGGAGACCGGUGUGACGGAAUCCCACGUGCGUAACUUCGAUUGCCCCUACGAGACUCCAUUUCAAGCUGUGAGUGCAGCGCACCACGGAGACUGAUUUAUUGCGAUGUGCAGAAAACCGGGAGGCGGGAGCAUGCGCAGAAGAGAGCAUAUUGAAGCUGAUUAACACUAAAUCCCCACAAUGUCCCUGAAACCACGAGUAGUUGAUUUUGAUGAAACAUGGAACAAACUUCUAACAACAAUUAAAGCUGUUGUAAUGUUGGAUUAUGUUGAAAGAGCGACAUGGAAUGACCGCUUCUCGGACAUUUAUGCUUUAUGUGUGGCCUAUCCAGAACCUCUUGGAGAGAGACUUUAUACUGAGACUAAAUUUUUUUUGGAAAAUCAUGUACGCCAUUUGCACAAGCGUGUUCUGGAAUCUGAAGAACAAGUACUGGUUAUGUAUCAUAGAUACUGGGAAGAAUACAGUAAAGGGGCAGACUACAUGGACUGUUUAUACAGGUACCUCAACACACAGUUUAUUAAGAAAAACAAAUUAACUGAAGCUGAUCUUCAGUAUGGCUAUGGAGGUGUGGAUAUAAGUGAACCACUGAUGGAAAUAGGAGAGCUAGCACUUGAUAUGUGGAGGAAAUUAAUGAUUGAGCCACUGCAGGGUAUCCUCAUUCGAAUGCUCCUCCGAGAAAUUAAAAACCGAAGCUAUACUUCUACAAGGCAAGCUGAAUGUCAACUUUUGCAUUUGUGUUUGAAUACAGCAGGAAGCAGACAAGAUCAUGAAUUUGAUCGCUGUGGAGAAGACCCAAACCAGAAAGUAAUCCAUGGGGUUAUUAACUCCUUUGUUCAUGUUGAACAGUAUAAGAAAAAAUUCCCCCUAAAGUUUUAUCAGGAAAUUUUUGAGUGUCCUUUUCUGAAUGAAACAGGGGAGUAUUAUAAACAAGAAGCUUCAAACUUAUUGCAAGAGUCAAACUGCUCACAGUAUAUGGAAAAGGUUUUAGGUAGAUUAAAAGAUGAAGAAAUGCGAUGUCGGAAGUACUUACACCCCAGCUCAUAUGGCAAAGUAAUUCAUGAAUGCCAGCAGCGAAUGGUAGCUGAUCACUUGCAGUUUCUGCAUGCAGAAUGCCAUAAUAUCAUCAGACAAGAGAAAAGAAGUGACAUGGCAAAUAUGUACACACUGCUUCGUGCUGUGUCAAGUGGUUUACCUCAUAUGAUUCAGGAACUACAAAACCAUAUCCAUGAUGAGGGCCUUAGAGCAACCAGCAAUCUUUCUCAGGAAAAUAUGCCAACUCAGUUUGUGGAGUCUGUUUUGGAAGUACAUAGUAAAUUUGUUCAACUUAUCAACACCGUUUUGAAUGGUGACCAGCACUUUAUGAGUGCCCUUGACAAGGCUCUAACAUCAGUAGUAAACUAUAGGGAACCCAAGUCGAUCUGCAAAGCGCCUGAGCUGCUGGCCAAGUAUUGUGACAACUUGCUGAAGAAAUCAGCCAAAGGAAUGACAGAGAAUGAAGUAGAAGAUAAACUUACAAGUUUCAUUACUGUUUUCAAAUACAUUGAUGACAAAGAUGUUUUCCAGAAGUUCUAUGCCAGAAUGUUGGCAAAACGAUUAAUUCAUGGUUUAUCUAUGUCUAUGGACUCUGAAGAAGCCAUGAUUAAUAAACUAAAGCAAGCCUGUGGUUAUGAGUUUACCAGCAAGCUCCAUCGAAUGUAUACAGACAUGAGCGUUAGCGCUGAUCUCAACAAUAAAUUCAACAACUUUAUCAAAAACCAGGAUGCCAUUAUAGAUUUGGGAAUUAGUUUUCAGAUAUAUGUUUUACAGGCUGGUGCAUGGCCUCUAACUCAGGCUCCUUCAUCAACAUUUGCAAUUCCUCAGGAACUGGAAAAAAGUGUACAGAUGUUUGAAUUAUUUUACAGUCAGCACUUCAGUGGGAGGAAGCUUACUUGGUUACAUUAUCUUUGUACAGGUGAAGUAAAAAUGAACUAUUUGUGUAAACCUUAUGUAGCCAUGGUCACAACAUACCAAAUGGCAGUACUGCUUGCCUUCAACAACAGUGAAACUGUCAGUUAUAAAGAGCUUCAGGAUAGCACACAGAUGAAUGAGAAGGAACUGACAAAAACCAUCAAAUCGUUACUUGAUGUCAAAAUGAUCAACCAUGACUUAGACAAGGAAGAUAUAGAAGCAGAGUCUACUUUUUCAUUAAAUCUGAACUUCAGCAGUAAACGAACAAAAUUUAAAAUUACCACAUCAAUGCAGAAAGACACACCACAGGAGAUGGAGCAGACCAGAAGUGCUGUAGAUGAAGACAGGAAAAUGUACCUUCAAGCUGCUAUAGUCCGUAUCAUGAAAGCACGUAAAGUGCUGCGACAUAAUGCUCUUAUUCAGGAGGUAAUUAGCCAGUCGAGAGCUAGGUUUAACCCAAGUAUCAGCAUGAUUAAGAAAUGUAUUGAAGUUCUGAUAGAUAAACAAUACAUCGAGCGAAGCCAGGCCUCAGCAGAUGAAUACAGUUAUGUAGCAUGAUGUUGCUCUCCAGCAGGUGUGGUUGUAAGAGAGCAUUGCUGUCACUGUUUGGUGUGUUCCUGUGGGAAGAAGCAGGUCUGUGCCUCCAUAACUGGUCACUUGGCAGCCCCUGUUUUUCUGCUGUUUACAACAUCACCAGUGCCACGUCAUGAGCGUCAAUGAAAAUGCCUAUAGAUAUUUCAAGCUCAUGUCAUUAUGACAUUUCUUAAAACUUUACUAAAAGAAUGAGUGAGUGAAGUAUUGCUGAAAUGUGGAAAUUUGGUUGGGUACCAUGCUUUUUUUUUUUUUUUUUUUUUUUCCCCUUCACGUUUGCAGUUGAUGUUUUUUAAUGUAUCUUAAAAGAAAAAGUUAAACUAAAUAUUGUAAUAUGACAAAUAUCCUAAUAAUUGUAUCUACAUUAAAGUGUAAAAUAAAAAAUAUGAACAUGAUACUGCUGCUUGUCAAAUAAAAAAAAUAAAGAAAUGGAAUGUGUCUCCAGGUUAA